This is a messenger RNA of Sclerotinia sclerotiorum 1980 UF-70, 282 nucleotides long. RefSeq lists its product with no specific name. The transcript is spliced from 3 exons. The record is from RefSeq and is a predicted model, not a curated record. Lineage: Eukaryota; Fungi; Ascomycota; Leotiomycetes; Helotiales; Sclerotiniaceae. Bases 1 to 282 code for a protein of 93 amino acids.
AUGAGCUCAAACAACGAGACCGGUGACAGAUUCCACGAGGGAAAGGAAAACAGCCAUCUUGCACUCGAUUCCAAGGACGAGAGAACCAUUGCAAACAAGUUGGCUAGAGAAGAGCAACGUGAGAAUGAGCCCGAGGAGAUGAGCAAGGAGGACAGAGCAGCCAAGAAAGAUGCUACCCUCCCAGCUAAGAUGCACGGCAACGAGCCCAGCAGAGGUGCCACAAUCGACCAACAGCUAAGAGAAGAGGAGGAGGCUGAGCUGAAGAACAAGGGAAAGGCUUAA